AUGCUCCUCAAUUUUGGCUUGACCGCGGAUGCAGCAGCAGCUCUCGAUAGUAAAAUUCUUGGUCCCGAGUCUGAACCCCAGAUUCCGUCGCGCCAGUCCUCGCCGGUCUCUUUCGCAGCACUGCAAUCCUGGCGCCUGGGAAGCUUAUACGGCCGGCACAAAGCGACGGAAACAGAAACGCCGCCGCUGCAAGAACCCCCACCACGUGCAAUGUUGCGACAACCCGCAGUAGACCAGAUAUUGUUGUCGAGCGAUGACGAACAUUCGACCGCCGUCGGGCCGACUCUAGCGUCGUCGAGGAUCGCGCGUUCAUAUUCCGUUAGGAAACAAUCGUCGCGAUCUAAAACGUCAUACCAAUUAGCGCAUCCCGCAUCCCAUGCACGUCACAGGCGAUUGAAACUCCGACCGAAGCUCCUCUUACAACUCCAGCAGGUGUCACAAACCCCGCGUCCCUUACCCGUUCUGGAUGUUCUCCCCUCAACUGUGUUUCUGCCUAGAUUAGCGCGCAAGUUCCCCACCAUUUUUCGCGGCAAGAAAGGACUAGGCCCCAACGACCUCAUCGUGGUCACCAGCGAUCUCUAUGAUCGCAAUCCAGGCGAUCUGGCAGACAAACAUUUAAGUUCCGACGAAGAGAAUGGGGAGCAUCGUGAAGUCGUCGCCACGAUAUGCCAGCUUCUGAGGGAUGACGCACUAUCAAAAGGCAAAGCGGAAAUUUGCCUCAGCUAUGGACCAGUAUGGGAGGCAAUCCCUCUAGCCAAUGGCUCAUACGAGUUUGUGGCCCAGACAGAUGAAGGCAUCCAGGUCCUGCGCUGGGUGCUACGGGGCGGGAAGAACCGUCGCGUCUCGGCGCCUCCCGAUCUUGCCAUCCAGGAAGACAGCAAGCGCUUCACCUUCAGCGUUAUCAACCCCAACACUCGUCGCCAUCCGGUCCUCGCCACAAUGACUCGAAAUCGUCUGGAAGUAUUCAACGAGUACUCAAUGCCGACGACCUCGGGGAUCGCUUCGCCUACGUCUGCCAUGUCCAUUAUCAGCGACCUGUCAGAAAUGGAUGAGCCAUUGGGCCGCAGGACGGUGGUUGACGACGACCUCCGCAUGUUAAUCAUCGUCACCAGCUUCUGGGUGGCGUUCCGAGAGGGCUGGUCGCAUGAUUUCAGCUACAACGAUGCAGCUUCCACCCUUAGGCCCAAGGUCCGGUGUCCGUCGCGGCAGAGCUCUCCGACUGCUGCUAGGACCGAAACUGAUCGCCCGUUGGAGGAAGAGAUCGGUAGUCUAGCAGGGGGAUCUACAACCAAUCGCAGACAUCGCAUGUCGGCAUCCAGCUGCAUCUCAACACCUCCCAACACAGUCUCCGACCGAUCAACGCCGGGGCAUCUGUCCAAGCGCUCCAACUCCACCGGAGCAGCUUUCAUCGAGCGGAGCAACCGACGUGCCUCUGGCACGAUGGGCCGCCUCAACCGACACAGCACACUUUCGAGCACCCGUGAGCCCGGCCGUGACGCGGAUGCCAAUGCCGCCGCAACACCAACUCGACAAGAUUCG
Messenger RNA from Aspergillus saccharolyticus JOP 1030-1, 1539 nucleotides. RefSeq lists its product as uncharacterized. The record is from RefSeq and is a predicted model, not a curated record. The transcript has a single exon. NCBI's taxonomy places the organism in Eukaryota, Fungi, Ascomycota, Eurotiomycetes, Eurotiales, Aspergillaceae. The annotation marks the transcript as partial.